Molecule: messenger RNA, 876 nt
Organism: Sphenostylis stenocarpa
Lineage: Eukaryota; Viridiplantae; Streptophyta; Magnoliopsida; Fabales; Fabaceae
Source: the annotation of a GenBank genome assembly
AUGGAAUUCGACGACCAAGAGGACCAGGAGGAGGAAAUGGGGUUGCCGGAGUCGGCCGUGGCGGCGGCGGCGCCAAGUUACGACUUAGGGAACUCAGCGGCGCGGUCUAAAAUCGGAGGCGAAGGGCAGAAGGGUGCGUUUGGUGCUUCGGUGGUACGGUACCGAGAAUGCCAGAAGAACCACGCUGUGAGCUUCGGCGGCCACGCCGUCGACGGCUGCUGCGAGUUCAUGCCGGCCGGCGAGGAUGGCACUCUGGAGGCUGUGAUUUGCGCCGCCUGCAACUGCCACCGGAAUUUCCACCGCAAGGAGAUCGACGGCGAGAUGACCUCCCUCCACCACCGCGCUCAGCCGCCACCGCCGCUGCACCACCAAUUCUCCCCGUACUACGCCCACCGCGUCCCACAGCACCCUUCCGCCGCCGGCUACUUCCACCCCCACAUCGCUACUCCUCCGAUGGUGCAGCACCGCCCGCUCCCCCUCCCCGCGGCCGCAUCCGGCGGCGGUAUCAGCCGCGAAGACGAAGACAUAUCGAAUCCGAGCAGCAGCGGUGGAGGAGGUGGCGGCGGCGGCGGCGGGGGAUCCAAAAAACGGUUCAGAACGAAGUUCACGCAGGAACAAAAGGAUAAGAUGCUUGCAUUCGCUGAACAGCUAGGGUGGAGAAUCCAGAAGCACGAUGAAUCUGCUGUGGAGCAGUUCUGUGCUGAGACCAAUGUGAAGCGAAACGUUCUCAAAGUUUGGAUGCACAAUAACAAGAACACUCUCGACUUGAUUACGUUUCAGCAUGUCGCGAAAUGGCUUGCAGAUUUAUCAGUAGAAGGAGGUGGUCACAGAUUCCCUUUCCCUUUCUCUGUUUCCGGUUGCUGGGUUGAUGAGUAA